GCAUCUAUCAACCAGAACUCAACACUACCCUGCUCUGUGCUGGGUGAACAUAGAAGAUCUCUCGGUGAGGUGAGGGCCCUCACUGGGACACAAGGUGCCGCUCUUGAGGUGAAAAGGGCGAGAAGCACCGCAGUGGUUUCCUCUUUGACAGCAGGGGCUUGUUUUACAGCACAAAACAACAAGGAUGAAGAUUUCCAGCGACGAUGCAGCGGCAGCAGAGAUAAUGAGGAAGACGAUUAGCUGAAGAGCCCCCAGCUUCAUCCUGCUCCGCCGGUGUGCGCCGCCGAAGUCACGCAGGCAACUUGAACAUCGACUGAACUGCAGAUGAGCGAGCCUCAAAGUGUCCCCGGAUUUGUUGUUGUUAGCCGCUGUUGCUAACCAGAGAAGUUGUGAGCUAGCUGGCCUAGCGAGCUAACUGUGAAAGCGAGGAGAAGCUCACUAGCCUCAUGUGUUUGGUUUACUCACUGCUGUCCCGGCGGGUAAACUCGACGUCCCUUAGCUAAUGGAGCCGACGAGCAUCGGCUUCACCAGUUCAACACCCGCAGCUUUGGCCCCCGAAGUACCAGCGGUAGUAGAUAGUUACCUAGCUUAGCCGUUAGCCUCCACUAUCCUUGGAAGAAUGAGCAGAAACAAACACCAUCAUUUAAAAGGGUCCGAAGUCAGCUGCUGUGUGAAAUACUUCUUAUUCGGAUUCAACAUUCUGUUCUGGUUACUAGGCGCAGCAUUCUUGGGCAUCGGCUUGUGGGCAUGGGCGGAGAAGGGCGUGCUGUCCAAUCUGUCAUCCAUCACAGAUCUAGGGGGUUUCGACCCUGUGUGGCUCUUCAUCGUCGUGGGAGGGGUCAUGUUCGUCCUGGGCUUUGCUGGCUGUAUUGGAGCUCUCAGAGAGAACACCUUCCUGCUUAAAUUUUUUUCUGUGUUCCUUGGUUUGAUCUUCUUCUUGGAGCUGACAGCAGGGAUCCUUGCCUUCGUCUUUAAGGACUGGAUCAAAGACCAGCUCAACUUUUUCAUCAACAAUAAUGUGAAGGCCUACAGAGAUGACAUCGACUUGCAGAAUCUCAUUGACUUUGCCCAGGAAUAUUGGUCAUGCUGUGGAGCUCAUGGGCCCGACGAUUGGAACCUAAACAUCUACUUCAACUGCACUGUACUGAACCCCAGCAGGGAGCGCUGUGGAGUCCCCUUUUCCUGUUGUGUUAAAGAUCCUGCAGAAGAUGUCAUCAACACGCAGUGCGGUUAUGAUGUUCGGCAUCAAGUGGAGCUGGAUCGGCAGAAAUAUAUCUACACCAAGGGUUGUGUGGGACAGUUUGAGAAGUGGCUUCAGGACAACCUGAUCAUUGUAGCUGGAAUCUUUGUUGGUGUUGCACUUUUGCAGAUUUUUGGGAUCUGCCUUGCUCAAAACCUAGUGAGCGACGUCAAAGCCGUCAAAGCCAACUGGUGACAGGAGAGGUGAGGUGAGGGAGCCCCGCCCCUCAGGCCCACAACCAGGUCAACACAGCACACUAACAGUUCCCGUCCAGCUGAGGAUGGAGAGCCAUGAGCCCGGUCCACUUUUCCACUGAGCUCAGCAGCACAUAUACACUUGCAGACGAACUGACAAUAAGCGUUUACUUCUAUGAAUAUCGAUGACACUUGAAUGGGGGGAGGGAGAAAAUAUCCCACACAAACCAAACCGUCAACACUUUGUGUACCACUCAGCUGGGAUUUAAUCCAAAUAUACAGAGGAAAGCCUUGCCUACUUCAGAUAUAUAUUCCGUUAUUUUUGCUUUUUCCUCUGAUUUUGUUCUUUAGACCAGUGUAUUUAUGGGGCACAGUUGCACAAGGACUCCUGUCAGCUUGGAGAUUGAAAGCCAUGGAUGAAAGUAAGAGACAACAAAUGAAAAACAAAAGAAAAGGGACAACAAGUCUCGUUUUUUAGGUCAAGAGUUACUUUGUCGCAGAGCCACAGUCCCACCCAGCGAGGGGUUGAAUAGCUCAUAUAAAAGCAGCCGUGUUUUUUGACGUGAUUAUCCCCACUUCCUGCUGCAGGAGAUGGAGGGUGGCUGGCCGGCCGGCUGGCCAACAAACACAUUGACUCUGUUGCGUGUAAUUUUUUGUGACCUUUUUAUGACCACUGAAAAGACUCUGAACACUGGCUGGUCAUGUCUUCAGCUUCAAACUGUUUCAAGAGAUUUAAAUUCUAACUGUAAAUGUAAAAAAGUGCCAUUAAUUUUCUGAUAUUUUUGUGUCUUUUCUGUUCUUCAUAUGAUUCUCUGCACCCCGCCCCACAAUACCUCAGGUCCGGCCGAAAAAACAGAGUCAAGACUCAAAGUGAUUGUACGCACACCUCAGGCUCUGAGCUUCAGCACAUUCAAUUUGAAAUAAAAUAAAGUAGGCUCUACAUUAAAGUGCCAAGUCUCAGCUUUGAUUUCGGUACUUUUAAGUCAACAUAGAAGGAACUGUGUGGGAGAUUUAACCCUUUUAACACAUAUUGCCCAAAUAUUAGGGCUUCAAAAAUAAUUGGACACACGUAGUCAAACAAAAUUAUCAUAUUUCAUAUUUUGCUUUAAAUGUUUGGCAGCCGGCGACUGUCUGAAGUCUUUGACCCUCAGACAUCAGCAGCCACUUUGUAUCGUCCCUGGUGAGUCUCUCCUUCUCUGCUGCCUCCGUCAACCCUGUCUUUAAUAUUCACCAAGUCGACUGUUGCUCAGUCAGACUGAGAUCAGGUGACUGACUCAGCACCUCCAGUAAAUAUUUCACCUCUUCACCCAAAAGGCUCUGUGGUUGCUCUGGUUGUAGGUUGAGAAUCGUGGUCCUGCUUAAUAAUGAAAUGUCGUCCAACAAGUUUUAAUGUGUGUGACUGAAUCUGAGCCAUCAGGAUGAUCCUGUUCACCUGCAUUUCUCCUGUCGCUUCUAUUAUCAGUGAAAUCACCAGAAAGUUCUAUCGGCAGCCACACAUUUCUGAGCCCUAACACAACCAGCUCCAUGUUUGACACGAGCUGUUCAUCUUUUUUCCCAGAAUUCCCUCUGUGUUUUAUCAAUCUAAAAGACUUUGGUGCUUGGCCGUUGACAUGGAAACAUGAACGAUGUACCUGGGCAGCGUUCUUUACAAUGGAAUAUUUUUUUACUAUAUGUACAUCCAUCCAAUUACAGUGGAUGGAUCCAACUGCUCAACAUGGGCACAUUGUGCUAAAAGGGCUAUAUCUUCCAACACAAUCUUUUCAUGUUGAUGUAACCUACUUAAAUUAAAGCUGAUACUUGAAUAUGCUGAAGCUCGGUGCCUGCAGAACAAAAACAUGUGCAACUAUACAAACACUUGAGGCCUUGACUCCAUUAUGCUUUCUGCCAGCGGUAAAAGCAUAUCUAUCUAUGUCUGUUGAAUUUACACUAACUUAACGCAGAAUAACAGUGACAGUUCUUCGACAGUCACCCUGUUUGCCCUGCAGUAACUGUAUUAUCUGUUGAUUUACUGAAGGAUAUUAGAUUGUAUUAUAUGGAUGGCCUGGUGUGGUUAGGAUUGUAGGUUAUAUGCUAAAGAAAUACUUAAUGAGAGAGUUUGUUGUUUAUCUCUGAGCAUCCCUCAGGCACAUGGGAUUGCUGGUUUGGGGCCUUUUUUACUUGACUUUAUUACCACAUUUGUCUUACAUUUAUAUUUUGUCUUCUCAAUUAUGAAAAUAUUAUUUUCUAUUCUUUGAAUACGUCCUUUAUUCCUCCUUUCCUUUCUUAGAGAGACGUGUAUCCCAGGAUUAUUGUUUGACUUCAACAGGCACCUGUUUUGACUCAUCAGUGAACUGCACAUCAUCUUCUUAUCGUUGAUGUUAGCAGUCCAAAUGGAGACCAAAUAACAUCAGCUGGCCACAAGCUAACUGCCAAGAUUUUAUCUGGCUACAAUUCAGAUUCAAUUAGUAACACCUACAAUAACAAACAGCAUUUCUGCAUAGCCAAAAUGUGAAUUAAUAUCCCUUUUUAUGUGGGAAGUGCCAGUUGAAAUGAGAAAUCAAACAAAAAAUUAAAAAUGUUACCAUAUUGCUUUUAUCUUUAAUUCAUUGUCGUGUCUAUUGUUUGGCCUAUUUAAAAAAAAAAAUAGAAUCGUAAAUACAUGCUGUUGCCUUUUUGAUGUUAGCAUCAGUGUCAAUAUAACAUGAAUGCUGCUUUUACUUUGACUAGAUUAUUGAUAAUGUAGUGCAGUAACCAGGAUCAUAACAAGUCUCACCUGAUUUUGCAUUUGAAUAAUCUGCCAUGUUGUCAUGUUGUUUCCAGGCUGAGGAAAAAUUCAGAUUAUUAUAUUUUUCCUUUCUUCGUUUAAACACAGCUCACAUUGCCGUUUGUUGUUUAUUAUAUAAAAAAACCCUCUUGUCUCACUCUACAAGUUACAGCUUCUCAUCUCAUCCGUGAUCCUCACAGAAUGUAGGUCUAACUGGGUUCACUUGAUCAUGCUAAACAUCAAUAUUUUUAUUCUUUUACUAUCAUUAUUCUAUCUCACAGAUGGGCUUCAGGUGAGAUGAAAUGAAGCGCACACAAGUUGAAAUAUGAGUAGCAUUGCUAUUCUAUGAAAACUAUACCAAAACCUUUUCCUGCUCCACUGACUGUCUGUAGAAUAUACAGCUCUGUAUCUAUAGGUAUUCAUUCAGCCCCUUACAGUCGCCCGCUGUGUUUACAUUACAUGCCACAUGUUGCUUUCGCUCCUCCUGCUUCCAAACACUACCUGAUUCGACUGCACAUAUCUCUGCGGCUGUCAUUUUGAUGUAUUUUUAACGCAGCGCCUGCAACAGACUGAGAGAACACGUUUUCUCUUCAGUCUUUUUUCCUUCAGCUCAAAUGUAGAAACAUUUACAGGAUAAAACACAACUUACGGCUCGAGUAAAUCCUCACCUACAGUUGCCUGAUGUGACGUUGUUUUACUUCUCAUUUUGUCGAUCCUCCUGUUAAAUGUAUGAGGACUUCUUUCUUUUUUACACCUCUUUUUCUAAUUUUAAUGAAUUAGUUGAUUGGUUCAGUUGAUUUUUUUAAGUUUUCCCAUUGUUUUCUCAUAAAUCAUCCUUAAGGGAAAAUGUUUUCUCAGGGUCUUAAACACCCCUUCCCCUCAUAAAUAAAAAAACAACCUCUGGUCAUGCAUGCAAGGAGACUGGUGUCGUACGUGACGUUAACAGAGCGGCCGCUGCCUUUGUGAGUGAUGCUGAGGGUCUGGCUGGGGCAGAUGGAGGCCACAGGUGUCAGUUCUGCUGCAGCUCUAAAACAAAAAGCACCGACACUCUCUGCAGCCUCUGCCGUGUCUGGACGGAUCUGCCAAUAAUCAGAAAGUCACCUUGGUAAUGAGGUCUAAAGUGCCAUAAUAAUCUGUAGCAGCAGCAUGGCAGGACUUUCUCUAUGCAGACUUUACAAUGGUGACUUGCUGGAGUAUGUUUGGUUUAACAGCUUUGGCUUCUUCUAUUCCUCUAAUGCAGGGGGGAGCAACCAAUGCUAAUUGUGCUUUGUGCUUUAUCAUAACAGCCUCGCAAUCACAAAACACCAUCUUUAAUUUUUUCUGCCCGUCCCUCUGGGCAAGUAAAUCAUUCCUGAGGAGAAGCCUUAUGCAUACCAUGAAUGUAUAAGUAUCAGCAUGGACCUACUACAAUAAGACGUUUAGCUUUACCCUUAAAUGCACGCAAUGCACAAAACCAGUGAAGUUUAGGAAUGUGAAUUAAAACUUGUCUAAUGUUUUCAAUGUUAUUCUGGUCUCAUCUUUUUUUUAAAUUCUUUUUUUUGUGAGCAUGAAAGCAAAUGAGCGUUCCAUUUCUUCUGUUUCCAGUGUGUGCGUGUGUGCAGGCCUGCGUUUUAUAUUCAAUCUCAAAGCGUUUAAACUCUUUGUUUGGUUUGGCUUUUAUGUCUCUUCAGUGGCUGCGGAUGAUUUCUAAGUAUGAUCAGAAAUCAUCUCUUCAAAGGUUUGAUAAUCCCUUAUUGAUAUAAAACUUUUUCAGUGAUGCAUUUAUGAAGGAUUUUCCUUUCAUUCCCUUUUAUUCAUGUAAUACUGUCCUGUGAUCCUGCCUAAGCUUUCGAAGUCUGCUUAUGUCCCCGUCAAAUAUUUCUUACAAAGGUGAGCAGCACAUCACUCGAACGCGGAUCAUUCCUGCUUGUGUUCAGAUGCCGGUCACAUCACAGCACAAAGAUGCAGCAUAACUGAUUUGUUUGUGAUCAUAUUGAGCUGUUGACUGGUACACAUUGGCUCCCAGUUGAAGAAUAUGAAUACAGAUAGAUCUCUUAGACACACAGAAAUGAUUCUGAAUAUCUUUGUUCAGCCGGGCAACACAAACAUUGUUUUUUUCCCCCUUAGUUUAAUUAACAGUCUGUUUCCAGUUGUGUCGCGAUUGCAGCAGAACACAACAAACAAAACUGUACUGUCGAUCAGUUGUUAUUUUAGUUUCGACCCGUCCUCUCUGACGGGCAGCCUUGUAAAGAAAUGUAAAUGAAAACUGUGGGACAUGGUCUGUUACACUGUAUAUUGUGUUAGAAUACGCCUCUUUCAUAUAUUAAAGGAUUUAAGAUAA
Paralichthys olivaceus (Japanese flounder) is the source of this 6497-nucleotide messenger RNA. RefSeq names its product tetraspanin 17 (gene tspan17). NCBI's taxonomy places the organism in Eukaryota, Metazoa, Chordata, Actinopteri, Pleuronectiformes, Paralichthyidae. Gene Ontology annotation, cellular component: plasma membrane. The record is from RefSeq and is a predicted model, not a curated record.